CUCUCUCUCAUGGCACAGUAAUCAGUUAGAUAUCGGAGAACAUAUUUCCAGCCUUCGCCAUGGCUCCCGUCGCCCUAGAAUCCGAGCCAAGGUAUCUACCGUUGGUUCUGGUGGCAUCGCAUAUAACAGUCCCUAUCUAUCUCACUUACAUCAUCGGCUUGGGCCUCUACCGAUCGUAUGCCCAACUGGGCCCAGCCCAAGACACGCGUGGCCGGAUAUCGCAACGACAAAAGCUAGUGACAGUGUUCGGCAGUUUGUCACUUCUGAGUCUAGCAUCUGCCAUCAAGUCCGGAUUGGAGUAUCUGGCCAUCUCAUACAAAGUAUGGGCAUCCGAACGAGGUAUCCCCCUUCUGCAAACCCUAUCCGGUGGCUUCAGCCUCAAGAACCUCACACCCGAACAUGUCCGCGCUUGGUUGAAUGAUACACCGCUCUACCUCGAUGCUCUCGAAAUCAUCGCAGAAAAAGCCCGGAGAUUGUGGUGGGGACAACAGCUCGACCUGGCAAUGGUCUCAUGGACCAUGUUGCUGGUGGUUGAAGGUCGCAGGAGGAAGAUCCCGUUUCUUUGGGCGUAUGCACUGCUUGCGCAUCUGGUAAACCUCUCUUUUGCGCAGAACUUGUUCUACGUUGCUAUGCUCUUGACUCCUGUGCCCAUUGGUAAUACCCACAUGUCGAGACUAUCGAAGCUCCUCGCUCGUGCGUUCCCACCGAAACCUGCCAACUGGUUCCCGAAGCCUGCCUUCUUCCACAUCCUCCUCGUUCUCAACUAUGCGGUUAUGCUCUGGGCGCCCCGAACCGCAGGAACCAUUCACUUUCCUACAGCCGUUGCGAUUUCCAAAGCAUUGUCUAUUGCGCCUCUGGUUCUGCCAGCCAUCAUUCCCAAGUCCUGGGGAAAGAUCCAAGCCGAGCCACACGACAGCUACAGUUCCUUCACAAAACUCUUCAACGUCAUGUCUGUCGCCAGCAUCCUGCUACACGGCAAGACAUCCAUCUCCGCUCUGUGGGAUAACCUCCCCGGCUCGUACAAGCACCGCCACAGCGUCCGAAUCCCCUUCGACAUCGAAAAGCGAUCAGCAUGGGAACGAAGCACAACCGCCAUGGAAAAGAUUCUAGGCUCAAUGAAUGACCACCCGGCCGUCGCAGCCGCCGGCAAAGAUGUUCUCCUAUGCGCCUUCAGCCUGGGUCUUUGGGCGGCAGUUCGCGCCUUGGACGUAGAUCACAUGCUCAAGGCGGUAGCACCGUUCUACGGAAGGAAGUCGGGAAGGAAGGAACUCCCCGCUUCCAACCCAAAGGCCGUGGAAAUGGGCAGCACAGAACCCUCCGAGUCGAUUUCGGAAAGCGAACCCUCGCGCCCGAGCUCGUCUUCGGGCUUGACCAUGAAGCUUAGGGACCGUGGCAAGCACGUUAGCUCGAAGCUUGCGGAGGCUCUUAGUGCCAAUGGUAACGCGGAUACUAGCCCGAAGGAAGCGCCGAGGAGACAGGGGAGACCACGCAAGAUCAAGCAAGAACCGACACCGGAGCGGGAGCUGGGAACCAUUGACGAGGUGGCUGGUGUACCUGAUGCGGUCAGUGACUCGACUUACGAGCCCACACCGGCGGUCAAGGCACAAGCUGUGGAGGGUGAUGUUUUGCCGGAUGAUGAGUUUGAUUGGGAAUCGGCGGCUCUUGCGUGGGGGUUGACUGCGCUGGGAGGACUGGGUGUCGGCUCGUCGGCUGUCUAUGGGGCUGAGUGCGUUUCUCGUUGAGGAGGCUGUGGGAAGAAGGAGGCUUUCUUGAGCACUGGCGUUUACGGAAUGUGAACGAGGUAGUAUAUGAGCUUGGAGGAUCCGAAUAUAUAUUCGAUGUAGUUCUAAUCUGAAGUGCCAUCUACCUUCCUCUUAUGCUUGUUAUGGUCCGGUAUUGCGAAGAUUUGGGCUACUAGGAAGAGGGGAUGAGAGAAGGUUACUGAAUCA
This is a messenger RNA of Neurospora tetrasperma FGSC 2508, 1949 nucleotides long. RefSeq lists its product as uncharacterized. The transcript has 3 exons. The record is from RefSeq and is a predicted model, not a curated record. NCBI's taxonomy places the organism in Eukaryota, Fungi, Ascomycota, Sordariomycetes, Sordariales, Sordariaceae. The coding region runs from base 60 to 1742 and encodes 560 amino acids.